AGUUUUCAUCUUCAUUCAGUGGCACACAAAUUUAUAAUUAAAAAAAAGAUUUGACUAUAUUCAGAUAAAAACCAAAUCUCGAGAAAUCGAAUCUUACAGUAAAAAAAAUUAGAAUACUAAGUUUUGUUGAUAAUAAUUGGGAAUAUGAUUGCAGAAUUUUGUGUAUCACAGAUAUUGAGUCACCUUACCCCCAAAAUAUCGCUUCCACAACUAGCUCCCUCGUCUCCAUAUGGCUUCCCCUCAUUAUUUUUCAUUUCCAUUUCCAUUUUGCUUCGUUUACCAAAGCAAACCAAAACCCCACUCACUUCUUCCACUCUUUCUUCUUUGUGAUGAAUGUCAAUUCGUUUCAGGAUCAAAAUAUCUGCAUUUUGCAAAGCAAUUCGCCUCUGUUGCAGUUGAAGCAUAUGCCAGGGAACAUGUAUAAUGGCAGCCCUGGUACACCGGGAACGAGACUGGAAAGGCUUUUGAGAGAAAGAGAAUUGCGGAAAAACCGGUCAGCACAAGUGAAUGAUGUAGAACAAACUUUUUCUGGGAGUGACUCAUGUUUUAGUGAUGGUGAAAAUUGGAGUGUACUUGAUGAGGAAGAGUUUAUUGCAGCAGCAAGAGCUUUGAGUGAUAGUGCUGAGAGGCAAGAAGGACGGCCUAAACAACGUUUGCUGGUGGUAGCCAACAGGUUACCUGUGUCUGCCAUUAGGAGGGGGGAUGACUCGUGGCAACUUGAGAUGAGUGUUGGGGGAUUAGUCAGUGCACUACUUGGCGUGAAGGAGUUUGAGGCCAGAUGGAUUGGCUGGGCUGGUGUAAAUGUACCUGAUGAAAUUGGUCAAAAAGGACUAACUAAAGCCCUUGCAGAAAAGAGGUGCAUCCCAGUGUUCCUUGAUGAAGAAACUGUCCACCAAUAUUACAAUGGUUAUUGUAAUAACAUAUUGUGGCCUCUUUUUCACUAUCUUGGGCUUCCACAGGAAGAUCGUUUAGCAACCACUCGUAGUUUCCAAUCUCAGUUUGAUGCAUAUAAAAAGGCAAACCAAAUGUUCGCUGAUGUGGUGAACAGUGUUUAUGAGGAGGGAGAUGUUGUUUGGUGCCAUGAUUAUCACUUAAUGUUUCUUCCAGAAUGUCUAAAAGAUUAUAACUGCAACAUGAAAGUUGGUUGGUUUCUUCAUACACCCUUUCCUUCCUCAGAAAUACAUAGGAUGUUGCCUUCUAGAUCAGAGCUUCUGAGAUCUGUUCUUGCCGCUGAUUUAGUUGGCUUUCACACAUAUGAUUAUGCAAGGCAUUUUGUUAGUGCCUGUACUCGUAUACUUGGGCUUGAGGGCACACCUGAAGGAGUAGAGGAUCAAGGAAGGCUGACUCGUGUUGCUGCGUUUCCAAUUGGGAUAGAUUCUGAUCGGUUCAUCCGAGCUCUUGAACUCCCUCAAGUCAAGGAUCACAUGAAAGAAUUGCAAGAUAGAUUUGCAGGCCGAAAGGUUAUGUUAGGUGUUGAUCGUCUGGAUAUGAUCAAGGGAAUACCUCAAAAGAUUUUGGCUUUUGAAAAAUACCUUGAGGAAAAUCCAAGUUGGCGUGAUAAAGUAGUUCUAAUUCAAAUUGCUGUACCAACAAGGACAGAUGUUCCUGAGUAUCAGAAGCUUACUAGUCAGGUUCAUGAGAUUGUUGGGCGCAUUAACGGAAGAUUUGGAUCCCUUACAACUGUUCCAAUACAUCAUCUGGAUCGAUCUCUUGAAUUUCAUGCAUUAUGUGCACUUUACGCUGUUACUGAUGUAGCACUUGUUACAUCUUUGAGGGAUGGAAUGAACCUUGUCAGCUAUGAGUUUGUUGCCUGCCAAGAUUCAAAGAAAGGAGUCCUGAUUCUUAGUGAGUUUGCAGGUGCAGCACAGUCUCUUGGUGCUGGGGCAGUAUUGGUAAAUCCAUGGAAUAUCACAGAAGUUGCUGCUUCAAUUGGUUAUGCUUUGAACAUGCCAGCUGAUGAAAGAGAAAAGCGGCACCACCACAACUUCAUGCAUGUGACUACUCACACAUCUCAAGAAUGGGCUGCAACCUUUGUAAGUGAACUCAAUGAUACAAUUGUUGAAGCUCAACUGAGAACUAGGCAAGUUCCACCCUUACUUCCUAUUAAAGCUUCGGUCGAUAGCUUUCUGCAGUCCAAGAAUCGAUUGCUCAUAUUGGGAUUCGACGCAACUUUAACUGCACCAAUGGACUCCCUGGGGAGAAGGGGUGGUCACAUUAGAGAAAUGGAUCUCAAAUUGCAUCCAGAAUUAGAAGGUCCCUUGAAGAAGCUUUGUGAUGAUCCAAGGACAACGGUCAUUGUCCUUAGUGGAAGCGACAGAAGUGUCCUAGAUGAAAAUUUUGGUGAUUACAACUUGUGGCUGGCAGCAGAAAAUGGGAUGUUUUUACGCCUGACAGCAGGAGAGUGGAUGACAACAAUGCCAGAAAAUCUGAAUAUGGAUUGGGUUGACAGUGUCAAGCAUGUUUUUGAGUAUUUUACUGAAAGGACACCAAGAUCACAUUUUGAGGUCCGAGAAACGUCACUUGUAUGGAACUACAAGAAUGCAGACCUUGAGUUUGGAAGGCUUCAAGCUAGGGAUAUGUUGCAGCAUCUAUGGUCAGGCCCAAUCUCAAAUGCAUCUGUUGAUGUUGUUCAAGGUGGCCGAUCUGUCGAGGUCCGGGCUGUUGGUGUUACAAAGGGUGCAGCAAUUGAUCGAAUCCUAGGAGAAAUAGUUCAUAACAAAGGCAUGAAGGCACCUAUUGAUUAUGUGCUCUGCAUUGGGCACUUUCUACAGAAGGAUGAAGAUGUCUAUAAUUUUUUUGAGCCAGAGCUUCCUGCUGAAGCACCUCCUGUAACAAGACUCAAGGUGCCUGACCAUUUCAGGACUUCCAGUCCACAGCUUCCAACCGGUGGAGGUGAGACCAAGGUUCCUUUCAGGAAGCAACGGUCCUUGUCAUCCAUAGAAAGAAAAGUUACAAAUUACUUGGCUGGUGGCAUUUGGCGGCCUACAAAGCAUGACAGAAUGUCAGUGAAUGAAGGUUCUUCAGUACUCGAUUUAAAGGGUGACAAUUACUUCUCUUGUGCUGUUUCGAAGAAGCGAUCAAAUGCAAGAUAUCUGCUUGGAUCAUCUAGUGAUGUUGUCAUACUUUUAAAGGAGCUGGCAGAGUCUUUAAUUUACUAACUAGGUGAAUGCAGAAGGCUUUAGCACCAUACUGAUAGUGUAGCAGUUGCUAUAUUACAAUUUUUUCCCGAGUCCACCAUUUUACAUACACAAUCUUGGCUAUUGGUGCCUUGUUCAAACGAAUUAUCCUGAAAAUUAAAGAUAAAAGAUAACAAGCAUGCACAUUUUAGUC
This is a messenger RNA of Mangifera indica (mango), 3330 nucleotides long. RefSeq names its product alpha,alpha-trehalose-phosphate synthase [UDP-forming] 1-like. Gene Ontology annotation, biological process: trehalose biosynthetic process. The record is from RefSeq and is a predicted model, not a curated record. The coding region runs from base 330 to 3158 and encodes 942 amino acids. Gene Ontology annotation, cellular component: cytosol. Gene Ontology annotation, molecular function: alpha,alpha-trehalose-phosphate synthase (UDP-forming) activity. The transcript is spliced from 18 exons. Lineage: Eukaryota; Viridiplantae; Streptophyta; Magnoliopsida; Sapindales; Anacardiaceae.